Molecule: messenger RNA, 2429 nt
Organism: Anneissia japonica
Lineage: Eukaryota; Metazoa; Echinodermata; Crinoidea; Comatulida; Comatulidae
Product: hydroxyacid oxidase 1-like
Exons: 8
Coding region: 397-1458 (353 amino acids)
Molecular function (GO): oxidoreductase activity; FMN binding
Source: RefSeq, a predicted model, not a curated record
AAUGCACCAUCAUUCUGAUGUGUGCCGCUGAUCUAAAAGCGUAUGUUCAAUAUAUAGUUCAGAGAGAGACCAACAUACAAACUCAAAUUCACAUACAAAGAGACUAAAUUAGAGCAUGGAGUGUUUGUUUUUCAUGGUUCGAAUACGCCACAAGCUAAUCAGUAGAUAAUAAAUAAUUAUUUUUAUGAAUGUAAUUUGCACGAAAUAUAUCAGCGGGCAUGAUUAUGACUACCAGGAAAUUUGAAAAACUUUUUAUAAUGAGUAUUUCAGAAAAAAUUUCCCGAGCACCGCCACUGGUUUUGGACGCAACUUUUAUCACUUUUAUUGAAAUUGAGUAGUGUGCGCUCAUAGCUAGUUUCUUUGGCGUAAGUAAUUAGGCUAUUAUUGUAAUUUGUAAUGGCUAAUAAAAGGCGAGAGAAGUGCUACAGUAUUUUCGAUUAUGAAAAACAAGCUUCGGAAAAACUGUCCGAGGUUGCCCGUGGGUUUUUCGACGGAGGAAGUGAUAGAAAAGAAACCUCACGCAAUAAUGUCGUAGCAUUUUCAAGGUAUAAAUUAAGACCACGACAUAUGCGUGACGUAUCAAGUAUUGACAUGAGGCAGAAUGUUCUGGGCUGUGACAUUGAAUUUCCGAUUAUUGUUGCACCAAUGGCACAUCAGAAAAUGGCGCAUCGUGAUGGUGAGAAUGCAACGGCAAGUGCAUGUGCUGAUAUGGGCACAGUGUUUACAUUCGCACCCUGGACAACAACAACUAUGGAAGAACUUAUGUCAAACAGUCGAACAGGAACCAAGUGGCUUCAACUUUACAUCAGUAAAGAUCGAACAAUAAUAGCCGACAUUGUACACAAAGCAGAACGAAACGGAUUCAGAGCAAUAUUGGCAACGAUUGAUAUCAAAGUAUUGCCAAACAGAUUAGAUGACAAGAUCAAUCAAUUUGAAUUUCCAGUUCCUGAACAUUUUCGGUCCUACAACUACGAAAAUGUAUCUUUCAUCAACUCGUCAUUAUCCUGGGAAGAUAUUGAUUGGUUGAAAAGUAUUACUUCUCUACCAGUAGCAGUAAAAGGUGUUAUGACACGUGAAGAUGCUGUUGAAGCGGUUCAGCACGGUGUUGAUGGCAUUGUCGUGUCAAACCACGGAGGCAGAGCUCUGGAUGGAGUGCAGGCUUCGAUUGAUGCGCUGUCUGAGGUCAUAGAAGCUGUCAAGCACACUGGUAUUGAUAUUCUGGUGGAUGGCGGCAUACGUAUGGGGACUGAUGUUCUCAAAGCACUCAGCUUGGGAGCAAAAGCAGUCCUGAUUGGUCGACCAGCAAUUUGGGGUCUUGCUCAUGAUGGUGAAAACGGAGUGAAAUCUGUACUGUCAAUUCUUAAAGAUGAGCUACGGACGUCAAUGGGGCUGGCUGGUUGUCCAUCUCUUGCUGAUAUAAAUCAAUCACUAAUAAUUUUACCGAAGUCCAGCUUAUAAGAAUUUGAAAAUACAAAGGAUACAAGAUAUAAGCCUAUUAAAAAUAUAUAUUCAUAAAUACAUAACAUAACAUGUUUCAUUUGAAAAUAAUUGCCAACUUAACAAUAAACCUACAAAACCUAGUGUUUAAAAUAGUGACAGCGCCCUCAGUUGGACAUGUCCUCUGCAUUCAAAAUGUUGGAUGUGUCUCUGUGGUCAGUACUCCUUGAUGCCCUUGAUAAAUUAUUAUAAUAAUAAUUUAUCAAGGACAUUGUAUAUGGAGUGAUGCUAUAAAUGUUAUACAGAUAAAUGCUAUUAUAAUUAUGCAGCAAAUUUGUAUAGAAAGAUGUUAUAUACUUUGUAAGAGAAAUGCUGUGUCCUUUUAAUAGAGUUGCAAUAAACUUUAUAUACAGAGGUGCUAUAGAGUACCACAGUCGUGUCGUCACAAUGCCAGGUGGAGCCCUCUGUCGCCAACCAGACGUUGGUUACGGUUCAUUACACCUGAAUGACUUCAUAGGCUUUCUGGAAUAGGCAUUUUAAAAUCUAUUACCAUCAAAAUGUACUGAAAACACAAAAGCUCACAUUAUAUUAGUUAUCGAACACACAUCAAUUAAAAUUUACAAAGAAAAACUAAGAUACAACAUCUUAAUAAUUACGUUAGAAAUUGGGAUCAGUGGUUCAGUAGAGAAAAUGGCAUCAGGUUAACGCAUUUUGCAGCGAUAGCAACAGAGUAGUAUCACAUGGUAUCGUAACGUAACACUGUAGUAAUCUAUACACAUUUAACAUAUGAUGUAAAUUUAUAUAUUGAGAUACUAUUAUUGAUUUCGUAAAUACAUAACAUUUGUUGGUAUAAUUACAAGGAAUAUCAUGCGGUGGGUUCAGAUACAAUUGGUAAACACUCUACUAAUAUGUUUCCUAUUUUGUUGUUAAUCACCACUUUUUUUGCAUUAUGUAUAAAUUAUCAGUAUUAAAUCAAUCAGUACAUAUCAAUA